UUAUAAUUUUGCAAAAUGUCUGACGCAAAGGUUGUUGCUGCCGCUCCCGCUGUCGAGGAGCCCGUUGCUGCCGCUCCGGCUGCCGAGGCCACCGAGGCCGCUGCUGCUGCCGAAGUCGAGGCCCCCAAGGCGGAGGAGGAGGCUGCCCCUGCCGCUGCCACCGAGGAGGCUAAGGCUGAAGAGACGAAGGCUGAGGAGACUGCCGCCAAGGAGGAGGAUGCCCCUGCUGCCGCUGAGGAGGCCGCCGCCGCCGAGGAGACCCCUGCCGAGCCCAAGGCCUCGGUUGCCUCCAAGGUCAAGCGCCGCUCGACGCUGGUCCGGAACAAGGUUGGCGGAUUCUUCUCGAGCCUCAGGUCGCUGCUGCCCAAGCCCAAGCCCAAGAAGGAGGCUGCCCCUGCUGCCGAGGAGACCACCGCUGAGGAGGCCCCUGCUGCUGCUGAGGAGACCCCUGCCAAGGAGGAGGCCGAGGCUCCCAAGGCCGAGGAGGAGGCUGCCGCUGCCGCCCCUGCUGCCGAGGAGUCGACGGAUUCGGCUGUUGCCGUGAAGGAGGAGAAGGUCGAGGAGGCCGCGAAGCCCGCUGCCGAGCCCGCUGCGGCUCCUGUGGCCACGGCUUCUGCCUAAGGCACUGAGCUAAAGAAGACACAAGGGCAAAUGCCGCUCACGAGAACACUAAAUGUCGGCAGGAUCGCAGCCUGGCACGUCUGUCGGUAAUUGGCAGCUGACCUUGUUCCCUUCUGCCACGAAAUCCCCGUGUAUUCUUUUCUGCUGCGAGUUCCGCCCUGCCCCACCCGCGGAGCUCCCAAUGCUGCCUGUC
Molecule: messenger RNA, 814 nt
Organism: Linderina pennispora
Lineage: Eukaryota; Fungi; Kickxellomycota; Kickxellomycetes; Kickxellales; Kickxellaceae
Exons: 1
Coding region: 16-621 (201 amino acids)
Source: RefSeq, a predicted model, not a curated record